This is a messenger RNA of Acipenser ruthenus (sterlet), 3862 nucleotides long. Its product is annotated as fasciculation and elongation protein zeta-2-like. The record is from RefSeq and is a predicted model, not a curated record. The coding region runs from base 129 to 1316 and encodes 395 amino acids. Gene Ontology annotation, cellular component: cytoplasm; axon. NCBI's taxonomy places the organism in Eukaryota, Metazoa, Chordata, Actinopteri, Acipenseriformes, Acipenseridae. The transcript has 9 exons.
AUGGUUAACUAUGCUUGACGUCAGUGACUACCUCCAGCCCCUAACCGCCCCCUUGUUUAUAUCAAUCUGAGCUGCAGGCCGGGCAGGCGAUAGGAGAUUUGAGAUUGUCCCGUGUUCCUGCUGUAGUUAUGGCGGCUCCGUUAGCUCAGUUCGAUGAGGACUGGCAGGACUUUUACGAAUUCAAGCCGGUCCCUGGUCCCCAAAACCGCCUCGACCAAGUAAAUUCAAACGUAGGAGAAGCCCCAGGCCUCCUAGAGGAUUUUCCCGAGCUCGACAACAGCUUCGCAGGAGAGAUCGGCAGCUUCAAGUCCAUGGAGGACUUAGUCAACGACUUCGAUGAGAAAUUGACUGUGUGUUUUCGAAACUACAACACCAAGACCGAAAACAUAGCCCCGAUUAAACCAAUUACAGAGGAAAACAUCAUGAAGGACGACGAGAUUUGGAAUGCCCUGACAGAUAAUUUCGGCAAUGUGAUGCCCGUGGAUUGGAAAACUUCUCAUACUCGAUCCCUCCACCUGCCGACAUUGAACCUGAUGGAGAAAGGGAAAACUGACAGUCUAAAUCUUGACUUGUCAGAUGAUGAGGAGUUGAGGGAACAGCUGGACAUGCAUUCCAUCAUUGUCUCCUGUAUAAACGAUGAACCACUUUUCACUGCAGAACAGGUAAUUGAAGAAAUUGAGGAAAUGAUGCAGGAGUCUCCAGAUCCAGAAGAAGAUGAGAUGCCCUCACAGUCUGACAGACUGUCAUUGCUCUCUCAAGAGAUACAGACACUCAAGAGGUCCAGCACGAACAACAGUUCUGAAGAACGUGUGAAGCAGCUGUCUGUGGCAGAGCUAAACGAGCUGCUAGAGGAGAUUGAAACAGCCAUCAAGGACUACUCUGAGGAGCUGAUCCAGCAGCUGGCCCUGCGUGAUGAGCUGGAGUUUGAGAAGGAGGUCAAAAACAGCUUCAUUGAGGUGCUCAUCGAGGUACAGAACAAACAGAAGGAGCUUCGCGAGAUGGUCAAGAAGAAGAAAAAGCUGAAGAGCGGGAGCCCGCAGAAUGGCAAGCAGGAGAGAAGUCACAUGGCUGGAACUCGCUUCAGCAUGGAGGGAAUCUCAAAUGUCAUUCAGAAUGGCUUCCGACAAACGUUUGGAAACUCAGGCGGGGAGAAACAGUAUUUGACUACAGUCAUUCCUUAUGAGAAAAAGGGAGGUCCACUUUCUGUGGAAGAUCUUCAAAUCCUCACCAAAAUUCUUCAUGCCAUGAGAGAGGACAGUGAGAAAGUGCCAAGCUUACUGACGGACUACAUUCUAAAAGUUCUCUGUCCAACAUAAAUUAAGGAUCUGGACUCCAAGAAGAGCAUGGCAUUGGGCACUCGGAUGGAAUUGUUUUGUUCCCAUGACAACUAGGAGGACUAAUUUCUGUGGUUCAUAGUGAAUAACUUUUUUCCCCAUCAGAGCUCUCGUGUAGCCAGGUGUUUAGUUAGUUCCCAUUCAUUGUUGGAGUUUAGGUCUUUUAGCAUGGUAACAGAGACUUACCCCUUAUUUCCAUGGACUCAGACUGAGUUAGCAAACCAUAUAUGUAGUUACCAUGCCGUAGUUGUUUUAAAGACUUCAGAGCAUAGAGAACAAAAAAAGGAACAACUGUACAGUUUUAACAAGUAUUGUUUUUAGAAAUGUAAUGACUAUUUUUAUAGUGAGUAGAAGAUAGAGGUGUUCCCUUUCCUUUCUGUUGUGAAGGGGCGUCGUUAACUUUUACGUGCAAUUAAACUUUUAACCAACCUGCGUUUUAAAAGUGGCCUUCCAGUUUUAAAGGGAGUUUAUUUCAGUUGUGGGAUAGUGGGUUCAGUCAUAUUAAGCUGCACUGAAGACAUUUAAAAUUAUGACUAAUUCUUCUAAAUUAUGCAAUCUAGUGAAAUUUCUAAUAUUUCAGUAUUAAUUACGAGCAGUGUUUCAAGAACGAUCCAGGCAUCUACUAGUACUUGUUAAGUCUGUACUUUUGUACAACACAGCAUUAUCUUUGGGUUCCAGAGAAAAGCAGGUCUAACACAGAACAAUAAGUCACACAGUCCGCAUCAUUUCAGAUAGUUGGAGUGUCCUUGGCGCGCCAAGUCUGAACAGAUUUGUUAUCGUUAAUAUGUAAUUUUGGUCUUAGGUGGGAGUCUAAUUUUUUGUCUUAUAAAAAAAUAGGUCAAUAAAGAGAGUUAAUUUGUUUUAUUAAUAUUCAUAUGUUUUUGCAUCUUUGGUGUCUCUCUUGAGUGUCAGCUAAAUUCAAUUUUGAGGAAGGGGGUGGGAGGUAUUAUAUCAAAGAUUACAAAUUUUAAAUCACCUUAUACAUCUGCUUUUUAAUUCUGUCAGUGGGUGAAUCAAAGUCAAGUUCCUCUCAUUUGCCAAUUUAAUUAAGUAACAACUACAGGCCACAUUAAGUGUAAAGGAGAAGUCUUCUGAUUUGGGUAAAACCUGAGACCUGUUUUUAUACUAGCAAGCUCUGUAAGUGAACUUGUUUCAUCCUCUAGUUAUAGCUAUUAUGUGGCUUGUGCUUUAGACAUUAACUUUUUAUCAUUUAAUGGAUUUUAAUAUAAUCAUGAUGUAACACUAAUGAUCUUUUAAGUAGGCAUGACAAACCCCUGAACCAUGAAUCUGUUUGGCCUAUUACGUCAGUUUUAUUGCAUAUGUUUUGUUAUGACUGUCAGGUUUUAAAAAGGGUGACCAGCCUUGGAUACUUCUUGUUUUGAAACACACUAAUACUGAGGGUGAUUUAAAACUCGAUGCUGCUAUAUCAAAAGGCUAACAUUCUGCCAGGACAACAAAAGUAUCAGAUAUGAGUGUAUCGUGGACAUGGGGAGGUUCACCUGAAAGGUAGGAAGAGACUGUGCUUCAGAUAUUUAAAACUAAUAAAUUAAACCUCUUUGACAAACAGCUACUACAAAGCAGAGGUGAUGACUAGUAUUCUGAAUUCUUAUUGCCUGACUGUGUAAGCAAAAGGACAAGCAUUUCCUAACAAUUAUUGGAAGUAUUUUUCAUUCGAAAGAUUUUACAUUUUAAUAAAGAGCCUUUAAUAAUUACAAUGUGAGUUUCAGAUGUAAUUGAAUAUUGUCUGUACAACAGUAUGUAACUAAUGUCUAAUAUAAUACUGAAGUUUUAUGCUAAUUGCCCACCUGAAAAAUUGGACAGUUUAAUGGGUCAUUUUUAUGUUUUUUUUUUUUGACCAUAUAUGGAUGUGAUUCUGGAGUUUUAUAGGUUUAACAUAUCAAAUUCAAAAUUAUAUUUUAGUUACCAGUGAGAAGGUUAUGGCAGAAGUAAAUGUUUUAAUCCAGCUGCAUUUUCUCACCUGUAUCGGGCAAACACACAAUUCAGAAUCCUAACAUUUUAUCAUAUUAUAAUUGUAAACGUGUACAUGUGUUUUUUAAAGCUUGUUAUGCAGCAAAAGGCAUUACCAGAAAUACAAAAUAACAAAUAACUCCAUGUCCGCUGCAAGAACUUGCAUGAAUCACAGAGGAUUGUUUUGGUUUUUCUUUUUCAGGUUUUUUUUUGUGUAAUGAGACACAAAUUCAGUUGUUGAGCAAUAGAUACAAUGGAAGGGUUUCCUCCAAUUUUAUUUGAAUGCAAAUGCCCAAUGGAAACGUUCCCUUUGCUUUUUGUCAUCACGUUGAGGCACCACCACCCCAUUCUAGCUAAGGAUAAUCAUGUGCAAUGAAUGUUUAUUUUGUAAUAGAGUUAUAGUUUAACUAUGUUCCUCAAUUGUCAACAUAAUAAAUGACUGUGGACAUGUUAGCACUUAUUAAAUGUAGAAACAACUGCAUGCUAGCCAGAAUUUGUAAAUUGUACUGUUUUGUGUACUGUGUGAAAAAACAAAACAAACAAACAAAAAAACAUGGAGA